GCAAGUGACAGGGUUUGGCAGGGGUGACAGGGUUUUGCAGGGUGGCGGAGUGGCAGGUGACAGGGUUUCGUGGAGAGGACAGGGUUUGGCAGUUGUUUGACAGGGGUGGCAGGGUUUGGUGGGUAGGUGGCAGGGUACUCCCUGACAAGUCUGGACCUGAAGGGGUGGUUGAAGGCCACUGGCUUUUCCUGGCUGUAGUGAGUCCGUUGAAUAAUGUUUGACUUGAGUUUUUCAUGAUGUCAGGUUACGUUUGUGUUUAGGAGGGAGUCAACAGUCAGCAUAGGGAUAAAAUCCUGGGUUUUCUAUGUGAAAAGUGUACCAGAGAUUUGCUUUCGCGAAAUUGCUCACAAAUGGUACAGUUAGACCUAGACUUUUACUCAUAUUUUAAAGAAAAAAACAACUGCCCUAAUUUUUAAAAGGGGAUUAUGUACUUCCAUGCUGGAAAUCUACCUUCUUUCCUUGUUUAAAUCCAUGCUGCACUUCAGGUUGCAGCAGUAAAAAUAUUCAUGUUCUGUAGUGAGUUUUUAAUCAGUAUAAAUUUAAUUUGCUAUGAUUUGAUGACGUUCCAGUUAUAGACAGAGUUCUAUAGCAAAAAAAGUUAAUCUUUAGGGACACAAAAGCUGUGGUUAUUUGGCCAGGCUGCAGUUACUCGUAGCCCCCGGCCACAUGUACUGGCACCAUCAUUUCGGUGACUUCUCAGUUUUAAUUGGGUGAAUUUAUGUUCAGCUCGGUUGCCCAAUACAGCUCAGUGUGCAAAUCUGUGAAUUUUAGAGCCAGCAUGAGGGAGGCACUGUAGAAAGUGGUUGGGGAGGCAAGGAGGAUGAAACUAGUCUUUUCAACUUCACUCUUGACUUAACAACCAGUUGGAGUGCUUUGUAAUGACAGCUGAACACGCUACUAGAAAUUAAUUUAAAGGAUUCUGUUUCAGUAAUAACUUUGUGCUUUUGCAAAGCUAAAAGAGUACCCAUACUUUUCUAUUUUACGUGAUUAAACUAUUAAAAUAAUGUUUAAGGCCUGUAUUACACUACAUACAGAGUUUUGACCCCCCCAAAUGACACUCUUAGAGCAACACAAAUGAAUGAACAAAUUUAAAGGUGUUUUAGCUGAGAUUGUAACUACAUGGUGAAGAAGUUUCUGCACAUGUAAGUCAUAAUGAAUGAAUGUAGUUAGAUGUUGCUAAGGUUUGAUUGUUCAGUAUGUCACUUACAGCUCCUCUGUUACUGAUAUCAUUAACAGGUGGCCAGCCUGUUACAGACUAAGGAUAACCUAGCCUGUUAGUCUUUUUGAAAGCUAAGGUGUUAAGGAAGAUACCAGAACAUCUGCAAAUGGGUACUUCUGCAUGAACAAGAAGUGAGGACAGAAACAGAGCUUCAGUUUCAGAUGAGAGCUCCCUUUUAUGGUCUUGCUGCAAAUAUAAAUUAACCAAUCCUAAAGAAUGCAGGAAGAUAUAUCUAUUUUGUUGUUUGCUAUCAAGUCUAUUUUACUAUCUGCUCUUCUGAUUCAUUUCUUCUGACAUUUCUCACUUCUGACAACUGUUCCGCUAUUCUGUUUCAUGUGACAUAACUUAGCGUAAGCUGUACUUUGGUGUAAGUUAGGCUGUUUUAGUACAACUGCUUACAAAGAUAUGGACUCGCCUGUUAGGUUUCUAAGUGAUGGGGUGGGAGGUAUCUUCCCUCCCCCAUUUCAGCUCCCUCAAUUUUAGCUUUGCUGUGCUGUAGUACUUUUUAAAGUCUUGGCAUUUUCUGAGAAGUACCUUAGGAAUCUAAAAAGAUAGGACUGAGUAAUUACUGUCCCUCUACAGUACUCUGUAGUAAUCAAUUGUACUGAGUUGCUUGAUUUAAGUCCUGUGUGUUUGAGAUUUGUUUGGGAUUUCUCAUGCAUCAGUAUCUUGGAGUGGGAAUUCUGAGUAAAACAAGUUUGAGUAUCUGGAAAAGUGAACAAAUAUCUCAAAACAGGGAAACAAUUUUGACCCUGGAGACAAAAGGUGCCCAGAAAGCAAGAUGUUUAUGAUAUAUAGAAGAAGCAGGUGAAACAGUGUACGUUGGCCUUAUUGUUGAUUCGAAAUUUGUAGCCCAGUGAGUAUGAUAACCAAGCUGUUCCCUUCAGCUUGAUGAAUCAUUCUGAGAAAUAAGCAUUAUGGGGGAGGGAGGAGCCAAAAUAUUGGUCUUAAAAACAAGAAUGGCUGCACUAAGUCAAACCAACCAGUAGUGCUGGUUGCAAUAGGAUUUUAAUCAGCUGUUCCUCCGUGUAAAGACCAUCCUUCUCAUGCCAGGGCAGCUCAGUUCCUUCAGCAACCACUGCUGAUGAGUCUGGCUGAAUGCCUUGUAGAAAUCCAAAUAGAUUAUAUUAAUUUGAGCUGCGUUGUUCAUACUUUAUCGAUUGCCUUUACAAAGUGUGUUCGCUUUUCCCCAAUAUAUUGUAUUUUCCAUGUGUUCACUAAUUCUGUCCUUUAGCUAGUUUGCUUGGUGAGGCUACAGGCUGGUUGAUCUGUUAUUUGCUGGACCCCACUAAGAGACUUGAGAAAUUUCUAUCGCAGGUGCCAGUCCUCUGCUAUCAGGUCCAGUUUUAAGCACAAGGAUACACAGAACCUUUCAUAUAAAGAGAGUAUUACAGACUAGACUGUAAACAAAAUAUUACAUCUGAAAACAUCUUCUUAAUGUUUUUGUUUAACGGAGGUGAAAGAGAAGUGUCCCUUCUCUGGAACUAGCUAUCCUAACUGAAGAUUUUUGCUCUCUGCCAACUAGAGGCUCAGCUGGUAAAAGGGCUCCUCUUAGUGCUCACAGAUAAACUACAAGCGAAGUUGUUUUGGUGAGCUGGAUUGGUGAUCAGAGUGAAUAUGGCUAAUUUUUGCUUACUGUUAACUGGGCGUGAAAGAUUAGGUGAUUGGCCUGAAAGGACAAUAACUGAGCUGGUGGUAGCAUGGAACAGCUGGAACUGAUAAGGUUUGGAGCCAGCAUAGCUGGAUGCAAAAGAUGACAUCAUCUUAUGGCUCGAAUGUUCUUGUUCUACUAUGCAAUACCUUUUUUUGGUUGUUCUGUAACUUUCCUUUAUUUCAGAUGCCUGCAAAGUUUGACAAAGAACCUUUCCAGAUACACUGCGGAUAUUAAGUCAUUGCCACCCAACAUAAAGGAUGAACUGAUUAAAUUAAUGAGUAGACAAGGGCAAAUAACUGAUUCAAAUAUCAGUGAGGUAUUGCACCCUGCUGUAGAGUCUCUAGACCUCCGAGACUGUGACAUUUCAGAUAAUGCAUUGUUACAGCUUUAUAACUGCAAGCAACUGAAAAAAAUCAACUUAAAUUCUUGCAAAGAAAACAGAUUGGGAAUCACUUCAGAAGGUGUCAUAGCUCUGGCCUUAUCCUGUCCUUACUUGCGUGAAGCAUCUUUUAAAAGGUGCUGCGAUAUAACUGACAGUGGAGUUCUUGCUCUUGCGCUAAACUGCCAGUUCCUACAAAUAGUGAACUUAGGCAGCUGCUCGGGCAUCAUGGAUGCAUCCUUGCAGGCACUAGGAGAGAACUGCAGAUUUCUUCACAGUGUGGACUUUUCAUCUACGCAGGUAACAGAUGAUGGCGUUAUAGCACUAGUGAGUGGAACAUGUUCAAAGAAUUUAAAGGAGAUCCACAUGGAACGCUGUGUGAAUCUGACUGAUGUUGCUGUGGAAGCAGUCCUCACUUGUUGUCCAAAGAUACAUAUUUUUCUGUUCCACGGAUGCCCAUUGAUAACAGAUCGUUCCCGAGAUGUUUUAGAGCAGCUGGUUGUAUCGAACAAAAUCAAGCAAGUGACAUGGACUGUUUACUGAUGGCUAUUUGUCUGUGUACAUACAAGUGUGAAGUUUACAGAUGAGAGAGCUGUUUCAGAAAACAGCCACCUCUGGAGAGUAGCUGCCCCGCUGGUGACUUUUGUAUCAGCAGAUGGCUUCACUCCCUGUUCCCGCCAGAGGUCUCUGUUGCCAUUCCAGUCCUCACUCUGUGAGUCAGGGCUUUGUAGUGUCUCUGCUUAGAGCCUGGUCUUUCUUUGCAUGGCUGGUCAUACUGCAUUAAGAAGAAAGUUAAAUUAUAAUUAAUAUUACUAUAUCAUCUCUCAGCCUCUUUGAAGGAUCAGAUUAGGCUACUACUUAACAUCUUACUCUUAGCUACUUAUACAAACACAUUUUAAGUAAGUUCCUGUCCUGAGUUUAUAACCUGAGAGGGUAGUCACAAUUAAAAAUAUCAAGCCCAAACAUAGUAUUAACACUUACACAGAAGUGUUUGUAAAAUUGAGGCUUAAAUCUGAAAACGGUGAGCAGACAAAACUAAUAAAUGAAAGUGGCAUUACCAGCAGUGCAAGUAUAUUUUAAGUAGUAACAAGUAGUCUCCUUUCACUAUAUACUUUCCUGGGUCUGGAGGAAAAACAGUAGAUACAUUUAUUUAUGGUGGUACUAACGCUGCAAUUUUGUUUUUUAUUUACCAUCAAAUACUUACUGGAUCUUUACAGUUCCAAAACUACAGUCUGUGAACAUAUAAGCAUAAAAUUGUCUUGAAAUUAUCAUUGUCAUUUAAGGAGUUUCAGAAUAGUAGUCAUGACCAAUAAGGGAAUUCUGUAUAUUAGCAAAUACUCAUUUGCUUGGGUUUUUGCCUGUAUUUCUAUGUGAAAAUCUUCAGCAGGAACAAAAUGCUGCUGCUCGUAAGCAUAGCUGAAAGUGAAACAGGACCAGACGUAGGCUCUGCGCACAUGAAUCUCAGGAUGGUAGAGUUCAGUUCAGUUCAUUACAUCUACAGUGGCCUACAGAAAUUGAAAAUAUAUUUAUCUGUAUUGUUCAAUUAUAGUCAUAUUUAAAAGCAAAGUUCAGUUUCUGAAGUAUAGAUAAGUUUAUUACAUGAUGUAGCAAGGGUCUUACCAAAAUUAUAAGUCAUAUUCAGCGGGUCUGUUGAAGCAAGAAACAGCUAGAGAUCUUUUAUGAUUUCUACAUUAAGCUUAAAAAUGCUAGUCAUUUUAGUGUUACACAGGGUGGGGGGUAGCACACUAUGUUGAUGUUCUGCAUCUGGAACUAGCAGGACUUAGCUAGGGAGGUUUUACAUGGAUCUGGUGACACUUAGAAACCCAUGAGUUUAGGUAACCAUAAGGAAUAUGUUUACUUUAUAAUCCAACACUGUCACAGGCCACACUCACUUCAGGUGUCACAGAAAUAAAACAGUCUUCUAAUCUAUUUAAAGUUCAGGUCAAACUGCAUUGAAGAUAGUAAUACAUAUACAUAUACAUAUAUAUAUAUAUGUAGUAAUACAUAUAUAUACAUACA
Messenger RNA from Struthio camelus australis, 5271 nucleotides. The record is from RefSeq and is a predicted model, not a curated record. Lineage: Eukaryota; Metazoa; Chordata; Aves; Struthioniformes; Struthionidae.